Molecule: messenger RNA, 2577 nt
Organism: Helianthus annuus (common sunflower)
Lineage: Eukaryota; Viridiplantae; Streptophyta; Magnoliopsida; Asterales; Asteraceae
Product: oligopeptide transporter 5
Exons: 8
Coding region: 232-2430 (732 amino acids)
Biological process (GO): transmembrane transport
Molecular function (GO): oligopeptide transmembrane transporter activity
Source: RefSeq, a predicted model, not a curated record
UGCCACUGUCUAUUUAGACUACAAGACAAUAGAUAGGUACACCCACAUGCACUCAAUUUGCAUUGUUUAGUACACCAUAACAAGGGUGAGGCUGCAGUUCACAGAAGAAUUAUAUCAAACUAACCUUAACUUAGUGAUGCAGAAACCAAUAGGUAAAGCAACUGCACAUUUUGUGACAUACCUUUAGCAAGUCUACACAGAAAAGAAUAUUCUUGAAUUCAUUACACAACCAUGGAGAAUCAAACUAUUGCAGAAGAGUUGAAUGAUUCACCAAUUGAACAAGUGAGACUAACGGUCCCAAUCACGGAUGAUCCAACGCUGCCUUGCUUGACAUUCAGGACAUGGUUUCUAGGGAUAAUAUCAUGUAGUGUUCUGGCUUUCUUAAACCAGUUCUUCGGUUAUCGCCAAAAUCCACUAUACAUAUCGUCGGUUUCGGCUCAGAUUGUUGUUCUUCCAUUGGGGAGGCUGAUGGCUGCAACUCUACCCACAGAACCAAUACGUGUUCCUUUAACAAGAUGGACCUUUUCACUUAACCCUGGACCCUUUAACUUGAAGGAGCAUGUUCUCAUCACAAUAUUUGCAAAUUCGGGUUCGAAUUCUGUUUACGCGGUUAGCAUCAUCACCAUAGUCAAGGCGUUUUAUCAUCGUAAACUUAACCCCAUUGCAGCCAUGUUGCUAGCACAAACUACCCAGAUGCUUGGAUAUGGAUGGGCUGGCCUUUUCAGAAAGUUUUUAGUUGAUUCACCAUAUAUGUGGUGGCCUGCCAACCUGGUUCAAGUUUCCCUUUUCAGGGCAUUGCAUGAGGAAGAGAAGAGGCCAAAAAGAGGCCUCUCAAGGCUACAAUUUUUCCUCAUAGUUCUCAUAUCAAGCUUCUCAUACUACAUCAUUCCCAAUUAUCUCUUUCAAUCCAUAACAGCCAUCUCCUUUGUUUGUUGGAUAUGGAAGGACUCGGUGACAGCUCAGCAAAUAGGUUCGGGUCUCCGCGGCCUUGGAGUUGGAGCAAUUGGGCUUGAUUGGGCGACUGUUUCGGCUUUUCUUGGAAGUCCUUUGGCCACCCCUGGAUUCGCCAUUAUGAACAUUUUGGCUGGUUAUAUAAUCGUCGUCUACAUAGUUAUCCCCAUUGCUUAUUGGAAUAAUUGGUAUGAAGCCAAGCGUUUCCCAAUUUACUCUUCUCACGUGUUUGAUGAAUUUGGAGGACGGUACAACGUUUCAAGAGUCUUAGACUCUGCAACCUUCUCAUUCGACAAACAAGGCUAUAAUGAUUAUAGCAAAAUCAAUCUUAGCAUAUUUUUUUCAUUGGCCUAUGGUCUAAGUUUCGCCACAUUGGCCGCAACACUCUCUCAUGUGGCACUCUUCCAUGGCAGAACCAUUUGGGAGCAAACAAGAGCAUCAUUUGGAGACAAGUUUGUAGAUGUACAUACUAGGAUUAUGAAAAAAAACUAUGAUCCGGUCCCACAAUGGUGGUUCUAUUCGCUUCUGAUAUUGAUAAUAGGACUUGCUUUGCUAACAUGUGAGGGGUUUGGCAGACAGUUACAGCUCCCUUACUGGGGAGUCCUUUUAGGAAUCGGUUUGGCUCUGCUCUUCACACUGCCUAUAGGUGUUAUCACCGCUACAACAAACCAGCAACCAGGACUAAAUGUGAUUACUGAGCUGAUUAUUGGUUAUAUGUACCCUGGGAAGCCGCUUGCGAAUGUAGCUUUCAAAACAUAUGGUUACAUAAGCAUGUCACAAGCUAUCAUGUUUCUACAAGAUUUUAAGCUAGGCCAUUAUAUGAAAAUCCCACCAAAGUCCAUGUUCAUUGUGCAGUUGGUUGGGACGAUCGUCGCAUCAUCAGUCUACUUUGCAACAUCCUGGUGGCUUCUGACAACAGUGAAAUACAUCUGUGACCCGAGUAAGUUGCCUGAAGGAAGUCCAUGGACGUGCCCUGGUGACGAUGUUUUCUACAACGCUUCAAUCAUAUGGGGAGUGGUGGGGCCUCAAAGAAUGUUUGGAAAUCUGGGGCUAUACUCCAAAAUGAACUACUUUUUUCUUAUGGGAAUUCUUGCUCCGUUACCAGUUUGGUUUCUUUCUCGUCGGUUUCCUGAGAGAAAAUGGAUUAGGCUCAUAAACAUGCCAAUUCUUAUAUCGGGUCCAGGGGGGAUGCCGCCUACUAGAGCUGUUAACUACAAUAUGUGGUUUGCAGUAGGAAUUUUCUUCAACUUUGUGGUGUAUAGGAAGUUUAAGGGAUGGUGGGCAAGGCAUAACUAUAUCCUAUCAGCAGGGCUUGAUGCAGGAGUUGCAUUCAUGGCUAUCCUUUGCUAUUUUUUCCUACAAAUUAAGGAUAUUAACGGACCGCAAUGGUGGGGUUUGGAUGCGGAUGAUCAUUGUCCCCUUGCAGGCUGUCCGACUGCUCCUGGUGUUAAGGUUGAUGGAUGUCCCGUAGUCAAUUGACACAUUCUCUUAUUUACACUGAUAAAAUUAAGAAGACAAGGUAUACAUACAGAUUUAAUAACUGCAAGCUAUGUUAAACAUGUAAUUUUGUCUUUUAUGUGGAUAUAUAUAACCAAAAUUUAAAUGGAAUUUUAGCACUUUCAACAA